UUUGGGAAAUAUGCAGAGAACUUUGAUGCGGUUGAUUAUGGCCCCAAGAAAAAGAAUAUCAACACUUAAUUUAUUACUCUCUUUAAUUCUGAUUUCAAUGAUUUGUUUUAUUUUAAUUCGUGAUUGGUUAACUACAAUAGAAGAACUUCCACCGGGUGAAGGGAGGACUUGGGCACCACAAAAUAAAAGUUUAUUAAAUAAAAAGAAAGAAAUUGUUGGGAAAAGUUUAAAUAAAAAGGUUUAUGCGGCUGUUUUGCCUAUGAGGAAUAAAAAUGGUCCAGGUGAAAUGGGCGCUGCUGUGUUUUUAACGGGCAAAGAAGCAGUUCAGGGCACUGCUGACAUGAAAAAAUGGUUUAUGAAUGUUGCUGCUAGUGACAAAAUUUCUUUGGAUCGUUCAUUGCCAGAUGUCCGUAUUAAAGAAUGUAAAACAAAAAUUUAUGAUUUGAAUAAAUUACCAAAAACUUCGGUUGUUAUUAUUUUUACUGAUGAAGCUUGGUCUCCAUUAUUACGAACUGUCCAUUCUGUGAUUAAUAGAACACCAGAUAAAUUGUUGGAAGAAGUUUUGUUGGUUGAUGAUUUUAGUCAAAGAGACGAUCUCCACCAGAAUCUUGACAAUUACAUUAAACGAUUUAAUGGAAAAGUGCGCAUUCACAGAUUUAAAGAAAGGAAUGGUUUGAUUCGUGCAAAGUUAAAUGGAGCAAAAUUGGCACGUGGUGAAGUUGUUGUGUUUUUGGAUUCACAUUGUGAGGCAAAUAUUGGAUGGCUUGAGCCAAUGCUCGAAAGAAUAAAAGAAAAGAAAACAGCAAUUGUAUGUCCUUCAAUAGAUAAUAUAAAUGCUGAAACUAUGGCAUAUACAAGUGGAGGAGAAAUUAAUUCUAUUGGAACGUUUUUUUGGUCUUUGCAUUUUCGUUGGGAUCCAAUUCCUGAAAGAAUUCGAAAAACUCUGAAAUCGGCUGCUGAUCCAAUUCCUUCCCCAACAAUGGCUGGAGGUUUAUUAGCUGCUAACAGAGAAUAUUUCCUUCAAGUUGGUGGUUAUGACCCUGGAAUGGAUAUUUGGGGUGGAGAAAAUUUGGAAAUAUCUUUUAGAGUUUGGAUGUGUGGAGGUUCUAUAGAAUUUAUUCCCUGUUCCCACGUCGGUCACAUCUUUAGAAGCGGCCAUCCCUACAACAUGACAGGUCCAGGCAACAAUAAAGACGUUCACGGGACAAAUUCUAAAAGACUGGCAGAAGUUUGGAUGGAUGAUUAUAAAAGAUUAUAUUAUUUACAUAGAAGGGAUUUAAUUGGGAAGGAUGUUGGGGAUUUAAAUGAAAGGAAAAAAUUGAAAGAAAAAUUAAAAUGUAAAGAUUUUAAGUGGUACUUGGAUAAUGUAAUUCCGGAAAAAUUCAUUCCAGAUGAAGAAGUACAUGGGUUUGGAGCGCUUCAAAACGUGGCAAGUCAGUUAUGUUUAGACACAUUACAGAAGGAAGAAAAGACAACAACACCUUUAUUUGUUUUUUCUUGUCAAGGAGGCGCCUCCUCAGCCCAAGUAUUUUCUUUAAGCAAGAAAAACCAACUUAGAAGAGAAAUUACUUGUGCAGAAGCUAGAGAAUCAGAAAAAGUAGUUUAUUUAGUGCCUAAUUGUGAUUUGGGGAAUAAAAACCAAUUGUGGGAACAAACAAAAGAUGGUUUAAUGAAGAAUUUGGGGACUAAUUUGUGUUUAGAAUCUUUAAAUGCCAAAAAUGGAGAUCAAGUGCCUUUGGAAAUUUGUGACAAGGAUAAAUUGACUCAAAAAUGGGAAUUUAUUUAUUGGGAUUAA
Molecule: messenger RNA, 1795 nt
Organism: Meloidogyne enterolobii
Lineage: Eukaryota; Metazoa; Nematoda; Chromadorea; Rhabditida; Meloidogynidae
Source: the annotation of a GenBank genome assembly